This is a messenger RNA of Hyaloscypha bicolor E, 588 nucleotides long. RefSeq lists its product as uncharacterized. NCBI's taxonomy places the organism in Eukaryota, Fungi, Ascomycota, Leotiomycetes, Helotiales, Hyaloscyphaceae. The coding region runs from base 1 to 588 and encodes 195 amino acids. The record is from RefSeq and is a predicted model, not a curated record. The transcript is spliced from 2 exons.
AUGUCCAAUCUCCAACAAGUGGCUCACGGCUGCUACGACCCCGCGCGGGAAGGCAGCCCAUACAAAUGUCCAGAGGGUCUCUUCAUGAUGUUCCUGACAGCACGAGAGCAAAAUCGAGAACAGUUAGAUGUGUGGCUUGAGAAACUCAACAAUCUUCUGAAGUUGUCCAGCUCAAACACCAGUAUGCGAGAACUACGGGCUAGCAUACUCCUCAAAGUGCAUUAUUUGUUCGUAGCGAUAAUGCUCGGAGCUUCUGGAGCCAACGACGAGAUGAAGUUCGAUAACUUCACUGCUGAAUUUGGACAGAUGCUCAAGCUUGCAGAAAGAAUAUGGGAUUCAAACGUUGCGGCUGCGAUUGGGAAAUGGGUUAUGGAGAAGGAAGCAGAGGGACUGGGGAAUAUUGAUGGCCCUCAGUCGGUACCUAUUGAGAAGCGGAUAACUCUAUUUGGAAAAGGGACUGUGUGUGGAGAGCGGAAGGUGUUAGUGAAAUAUCGCCAGGGACCUGCGAUUCCAGGAGAUGUGGAUACUGAGGAGGAGUAUCUGACGUGGUCAAAUGAGAAUGGGCUCCAGCAAGGGCUUCGAGAGUAA